This is a messenger RNA of Fukomys damarensis (Damara mole-rat), 2537 nucleotides long. It is a transcript of the gene Nop2, whose product is annotated as NOP2 nucleolar protein. The transcript has 15 exons. Lineage: Eukaryota; Metazoa; Chordata; Mammalia; Rodentia; Bathyergidae. Gene Ontology annotation, biological process: maturation of LSU-rRNA; rRNA base methylation. Gene Ontology annotation, cellular component: nucleolus. Bases 100 to 2463 code for a protein of 787 amino acids. The record is from RefSeq and is a predicted model, not a curated record. Gene Ontology annotation, molecular function: RNA binding; rRNA (cytosine-C5-)-methyltransferase activity.
AAGGCCUGGGCGGGGGCGGAGGGAAGUAGGGGCGCAGUCCGCGUGCGGAGACAGCCGACGCGCGCGACGCCGCCUCUUCCCGUGCUUUCCUCCACUAGCAUGGGGCGCAAGUUGGACCCUGCGAAGGAGAAGCGCGGGCCGGGCCGCAAGGCCCGGAAGCAGAAGGGCGCCGAGACCGAGCUGGUCAGAUUCCUGCCUGCAGCUGGUGAUGAGAAUUCCAAGAGACUGUCUAGCCGUGCUAGAAAGAGGGCAGCCAAGAGGAGGUUGGGGUCUGUUGAAGCCUCUAAGACAAAUAAGCCUCUGGGGACCAAACCAUCAGCUGGAAAGCUACCGAAAGAAGCAGUCCAGACACCUGGUGAGAAGGGAACACAUGCUUUAUUUAAUGCUGCUCGAGGCAGGAAGCGUCCAGCACCAGCCCACAGCAGUGAUGAGGAAGAAGAGGAGGAGGACUCUGAAGAGGAUGGCGCAGUGGAGCAGAGGAACUUGUGGGGCUCUGAGGACAGUGAUGCUGAUCUGGUAGAUGACUAUGGAGCUGACUCAGACUCAGAGGAGGGUGACGGGGAAAAGUUGCUGCCUAUUGAAAGAGCUGCUCGGAGGGAGAAGACUCGGGAAGCUGCUGCUGGGGCCCAGUGGAGUGAGGAGGAGACUGAUGAAGAGGAGGGCAUGUUCCCUGAGUCAGGCCCCCCAAAGGAUGAGGCAGAGGGGGGCCUGCAGAUCAAUGUGGAUGAGGAGUUUGUGCUGCCCCCUGCUGGGGAGAUGGAGCAGGAUGCCCAGGCUCCAGACCUGCAGCGAGUUCACAAGAGGAUCCAGGAUAUAGUAGGAGUACUGCGUGAUUUUGGGGCGCAACGGGAAGAAGGCCGAUCUCGUUCUGAGUAUCUGAACCGGCUUCAAAAUGAUCUGGCCACUUACUACUCCUAUGGUGACUUCCUGCUUAGGAAGCUCAUGGAGCUCUUCCCUGUGUCUGAGCUCAUAGAGUUCUUGGAAGCUAAUGAAGUCCCUCGGCCCAUUACCCUCAGGACCAAUACCUUGAAGACACGACGCCGAGACCUUGCUCAAGCACUGAUCAAUCGUGGGGUUAACCUGGAUCCCUUGGGCAAGUGGUCCAAGACUGGACUUGUGGUGUAUGAUUCUUCAGUGCCCAUUGGUGCCACUCCCGAGUACUUGGCCGGGCACUACAUGCUGCAGGGAGCCUCCAGCAUGCUGCCCGUCAUGGCCUUGGCGCCCCAGGAACACGAGCGGAUCCUGGACAUGUGUUGUGCACCUGGAGGGAAGACCAGCUACAUAGCCCAACUGAUGAAGAACACGGGUGUGAUCCUCGCCAAUGAUGCCAAUGCCGAGCGGCUCAAGAGUGUCGUGGGCAACCUGCACCGGCUGGGAGUCACCAACGCCAUAAUCAGCCAUUACGACGGGCGCCAGUUCCCCAAGGUGGUGGGUGGCUUUGACCGCGUCCUGUUGGAUGCUCCUUGUAGUGGCACUGGUGUCAUCUCCAAGGACCCUGCUGUGAAGACAAACAAGGAUGAAAAGGACGUCCUGCACUGCGCUCACCUGCAGAAGGAGCUGCUUCUGAGCGCUAUCGAUUCUGUCAACGCCACCUCCAAGACAGGCGGCUACCUCGUGUACUGCACCUGUUCCGUCAUGGUGGAAGAGAACGAGUGGGUGGUAGAUUAUGCCCUGAAAAAGAGGAAUGUGCGGCUGGUGCCCACUGGCCUGGACUUUGGCCAGGAAGGUUUUACCCGUUUUCGAGAAAGGCGCUUUCACCCCACUCUUCGUUCCACUCGGCGUUUCUACCCUCAUACCCACAACAUGGAUGGUUUCUUCAUUGCCAAGUUCAAGAAAUUCUCCAAUUCUGUCCCCCAAGCUGGAACAGGGAAUUCUGCCACAGGCACCCCUGCAGACCUAGAUUCACCAGACUUAAAGGUUCAGGUCACUUCCAAGUCUCAGAACAGCAGCCAGCCUGCCAAGAAAGCCAAAGUGGCCACGAAGGCCAAGCCACCAUUGCAGAAGUGCCAGCACCCCAAGAAGGCAUCCUUUCAGAAGUUCAGUGGAGUCUGCAAAGGGGCAGACUCAGAACUGUCCACUGUACCUCCUGUCACAAAGGUCCAAGCGUCCUCCAGGCUCCAGGACAGCAGUCAACUCCCUGGAAAAGCUGACGUGACCAGGGAACCAAAGGGGACUGGGGAGCUAAAGAAAUUGCCUUUCUCCGAGAAAGCUGCUUCACCCAGACAGUCUGCCUUGCCCAAGGGUGCGGACGAUGCCAGGCCUGCUGUUCCAUCCCUCUCUGAGACUCGCUCCACCCCUAGACUGGGGGACCUGGGGAAGGCCAAAGGGGCUGGCAGGGUAAAAGGGCAGCUUGCAGAAGAGCCUGGGAAGAAAGCCAAAUCCCAGCGCCGGUGUGGCAGGCCACCCCCAGCAAAGAAGAGAAAGGCUGCCCCCGGGGUCGCCAGCCAGCUGCUGCCGCCUUAGGCGGCUCUCUGUCCUUGGGAUUCUUCCCACUCCUUCCACCCCUGCUGUGCAUACACGAGAUUUAAUACCUUGUC